CUGUUGCAGUUUUUUCAAUAUCCAACACAUGAGUUUACCUAGCGGUCCUAAUCGUCCAUUAUUCAGCAAAAAAUGUUGCGUCUGUGUGCUGCAACUGGGCACCUUUGCUAACUUACAGUUGUGGAUUAUCACCAUAAGAAAUGAAAAUGCCUAGAAUGAUCUGAUGAACAAGACGAUGCAGUCGAGUGGCUCUCAUGUCUGCGCGUGUCUGUGUGUUGCUUUUUGGAUGCUGCAUUUGCUCUUUCAGGCAUUCACUCAGUAAUAAUACUUCUUCACAAUCAGCAACCGUGUGUAACAUGAGGAAACUUCCUAACUGUCACUUUCCUCUCUUACAAACAUUCAGUUAUGGAGCUCUGAAGAGAGCAGAUCAGAGAAGAAUACGCUCGAUGAAGAUCCACCUAUAGAAAGCCUCUAACUGCCAGUUCAUCAAAGACGUUUGUCCAGAUACUGAAUUAUGUACUAUUGCUAGCUGCAGGGUUUACAGUUAGUAUCCUCAAUAUUUGUCCUUGCAGAUUUUGUCCAAUUUGUUUUCCUGCACUUGUACAAAAAAUACUCUUAACUAUUCAGAUUGUGACCGCGCUGUAUUUCUGAGAGCUAAAAUGGAGUCUUUAAUAUUCAGUAUUAAACGUGCUGCAGGCUCAUACAACAAUAGCUUUGUCUCCAGCAGACAAUCUCCAGUUGUUCUUAUCACAUAAUCUAACCCCACCUCUUUAAUUACCCAGCAUGCCCCACUCUCCACGCCUCAAUGGCCUCUUUUGUUGACGUCCACUCUCUUCCACGUGAACCUUUGUCUUGUUUUAAAUGCAGGUUUUUGUUGUCAGUUGCAUUUUCAUUCAGAUUUCUUUUUAAGAGCCAUAUUUGAAGGCACUACAUAAUAUAUGACCUGAAUAUACAAUCUAUAAGGCAUUUGAUUAAACAAAAACAUGUACAAAAACGUAUUGAUUUAUACAUAACUUUGAUCAAUAUUGAUAAAAUGUUACAAAGUAAAUAGUGAAAUUAGCUCUGUUUAGUUUUAGAUAAUUCCCUAUUGUCACUAAAAAAUGUAGUUCUGUGUUAUAUAAUGCAACAUAAUAUUUUACAUGAUAUGAUCUAAGAUAUUAAAAAGACAAACCUAAAAUAACUUCUGAUGGGAUAGUUGUAUCGACAUGGUCGACUUUGUCCCUGUUGUAGUCUUUGUUUUUCUCAUGCUUCUGUCUCAGGAGUAACUUCAGUAUCAGCUUCAGAUUGGCUGCUCAGAAGAGAGUGGUCGUAUAUAGUUGAACAUUUUGACUUGUGCUUCAGUAAACUGAUCGUGGGUCAGUACAGUUGAGUGAUGGGGAACAAAAGGACUCAGUCUUGAAUGUGCGCGUGUGUGUGACAUCUGAGCCACUCUCAGAUCAGUCAGCAGCCUCCCUCACUUCUCAAACACAAACUGCAGCACUUGCAUCUGAUUCUACUCGAGGUAAGGCAUCAUCACUACUUAUUCUUUCUUCUUGAUUCUUUUUUUUCUUCAGGCACAGUUCACCCCGAAACUUAUUUAUUAGACACGUGUUUGGCCCUUGUCAGAGCUGGAAGGUUUUUGAACCUUUUGUCUGAUGUCUGCUUUUUUGGUUUUCGUCGAAUGUUUUUUUUAUGUCAGUUUAAUAACAGUUUAUCGUAAAAAAUAUAUGUUAUAUUUUGAUAUGCUUUUGAUUAUAAUUUCUCCUUAUUUUACCAUGUUUAAUGAAAUGCUGUUGUUGAACUUAGUUUGUCUCUUACAGCAUCAUGCAGUGGAAUUAACAUGUUGACGAAUAUUAUUACUCAAACUAUACACCAUCUUUACUCAUGUGGAUAAUGUGUCAUAACUACUUCUGUGAAUCAUUAGUGCUUUUUAUAUUCACACUAUUUUCAUUCCAAUAAUGGUGGAUCUGCACCAGUGGCUUCAACGACACACCUUUGUAUGGUCUUCAACUUAAAGAUCCAAAAUAUUUCGUCAGCACAAAAAUAAAUUUUUGUUGUAUGUUUCGAAAAAAAAAAAAAAAAAUACCGUGGUUUGUACUUAUAAAAAUUAGGACACACAAAAUGCAGGUUUAAGUAAAGCCAACUGAACAAGUAAAUAUUGGAUUAAAAAUUUCUGGUUGUAAAUAAUGAAACACUAAAAAACAAUAAGCCACAUGACAUACAGCUAGAACAAUCUUAUCCAAUUCAUUCAAAAUGACCCAAAUUUAACCACACUAUACAACAAAAAUCGACCUGUCUCUGUGACUCUCAGGGGUCUCCAUGGAGCGUCAGGUGGUCCACCGGGCCAGAGAGGCUUUCUUGAGCGGUCGGACCCGCUCUCUGGAGUUCAGACGCCAGCAGCUGCAGAACCUGCAGAUGAUGGUCACUGAGAGAGAGUCUGAGAUCGCCACCGCGCUCAAGCAGGACAUCAAUCGAAGCCAGUACGACACUGCUCUGUUGGAGCUCAUCAGUAUAGAGAACGAGAUCAAGUUUGCUCUGGACAAACUGGACAAGUGGACAUCUCCACAGCCGGUGGAGAAGAACCUUCUCACAGUGUCCGACGAGGUUUACAUCCAUCCCGAGCCUCUGGGCCUGGUGCUCAUCAUCGGAGCCUGGAACUAUCCGUGGGCCCUCACACUGCUUCCACUGGUCGGCGCCAUUGCUGCAGGCAACGGAGCUGUGGUCAAACCUGCCGAGCUGAGCGAGUACUCGUCCCUCCUCCUCCGAGCGCUGCUGCCCCGCUAUCUGGACAUGGAUCUCUACCCCGUGGUGACCGGCGGAGCGUCAGUGACUCAGGAGCUGCUGAAGCUCAGAUUUGACCACAUCUUCUUCACAGGAAGCAGCUCAGUGGGCAGAGUGGUGAUGGAGUCUGCUUCCCGCUACCUCACCCCUGUGACCCUUGAACUAGGAGGGAAGAGCCCCUGCUACAUUGACAAGAACUGUGACAUCAGAGUGGCCUGCCGCCGCAUCACAUGGGGCAAGUUCAUCAACUGCGGUCAGACCUGCAUCGCUCCAGACUACAUCCUGUGUGAACCCUGCAUCCAGGGCCGCGUGGUGGAGUGCAUCCGACAAACCUUGCGGGAAUUUUAUGGAGCUGAUCCCAAACUUUCCCCAGACUACGGUCGCAUCAUCAACCGGCCCCACUUCAACAGAAUAAUGAGUCUGAUGGAGGGUUACGUUCCUGUGGUGGGGGGCCAGAGUGAUGCCUCGCAGUGCUACAUCGCUCCCACGGUGUUGAAGGACGUCCCCCCUCAGUCCAGGCUGAUGCAGGAGGAGAUCUUCGGCCCCCUGCUGCCCAUCGUGACCGUCAGUGACAUGGACGACGCCAUCAGUUUCAUCAACGAGAGGGAGAAGCCUCUGGCGCUCUACAUCUUCUGCUCCGACAAGCUGGCGACCAAAAGGAUGAUUCAGGAGACUUCCAGUGGAGGGGUGACGGUGAAUGACGUCAUGAUGCACUACACUCUUUGUUCGCUGCCAUUUGGGGGCGUUGGUCAGAGUGGAAUGGGCCGCUACCAUGGCAAGCACACCUUUGACCAGCUCAGCCACCACAAGGCAUGUCUGAUCCGCUCGCUGGGCAUGGAGAGUGUAAACCGGUCGCGGUACCCACCCCAGGACCGGAGACGGGCCCGCAAGGUUCACAUGGCGCUGCGGUCCCCCAUGAUCGACAUGUCUAAGAGGACCUACGUGUGGGCCGUGUGCAUGACCGUCCUGACCGUGGGUCUGCUCAUCACCCUCACGGUCAUCCUGCUCAUCGCUGCCGGACUCAACUGUACCUGCUGGUACUGGAGGGGGUUCUACAAUUAGAGAUGGGACCAAAUAUGGACACCUGAAUUUAGGAGAUUCUUCUUUCUUUGUGUGUGUGGUUUUGUUUUGUUUUUUACAUUUUGUACAAGUCUCACAUCCUUUCUUCUUAUUUAAAAUAAUGAUUUGUGUCAUGUUAUCUUUCCAUUGAAAACAUUCUAACAGAAGUGUUCUGUUCAGAUGUGAUCAGGUUUCUGUAAUGGUGCGAUGCUGUCACUAGAUGGCGCCUCAAUGCCGUCGUCACACGGUACCUACUGUACGUCGUCGUGUUACGAUCAGGCAAAUGAAAUAAACACCGUCAAGUCUGUUUAAAAAUGACAUGAUUAUCUGUGCGUUUGGCUCACAUUGACGUUCAGUGUGAAA
This is a messenger RNA of Synchiropus splendidus (mandarinfish), 4122 nucleotides long. Its product is annotated as aldehyde dehydrogenase, dimeric NADP-preferring-like. The record is from RefSeq and is a predicted model, not a curated record. Gene Ontology annotation, molecular function: aldehyde dehydrogenase (NAD+) activity. Lineage: Eukaryota; Metazoa; Chordata; Actinopteri; Syngnathiformes; Callionymidae. The transcript is spliced from 9 exons. Bases 2239 to 3762 code for a protein of 507 amino acids. Gene Ontology annotation, biological process: aldehyde metabolic process. Gene Ontology annotation, cellular component: cytoplasm.